AUGGUUGCCAAACCUCCUCCAGCGGGCGUCUAUGUCCCCGUCCCAACCUUCUUUGUUUCCAAAAAGGCCGCAAACUAUAAUGCAGUGUCGGCACCCGUCGAUCCUGAGACACAAGCUGCACAUUCGCUGCAUUUAGCCCGUUCAGGAAUUCAAGGUCUGGUUGUACUAGGUAGCACGGGCGAGGCAGUCCAUCUGUCUAACAAAGAGAGGUUCGAAGUCCUCUCAGGAGUUAAGAAGGCUCUGGAUGGCGCCGGAUUCAAGGAUUAUCCUAUUAUCGCCGGGACAGCAUCGCAGAAUAUUGAAGAAGUUGUAGAGCAGUUAAAAUCUGCGAAGGACGCCGGCGCUCAAUGGGGACUGUGUCUUGUCCCCGGAUAUUUUGCGGGUGCUAGCACGGAAGAGGGCAUCAUACAAUGGUUUACAGCUGUAGCUGACCAGAGUCCGAUUCCAGUUUUGAUUUAUCAUUACCCUGCGGUAUCAAACGAUGUUAAAGUUACGCCUUCGACCUUUGCAACGCUAUCGAAACACCCCAAUAUCGUGGGCUGCAAGCUCUCCCACGGCGAUGUCUCCUAUCAUGCUCAGAUUGGGGCGAAUCCCAAAAUUGACCAUACCAAAUUCCAUACUUUUACUGGGUUAGGCCAGCAGCUCCUUGCAAUUGUUACUCUGGGCUGCGCGGGCACCAUCGAUGGCACUGCGGGAUUCUUCCCAAAGUCUGUGGUGCGGUUGUACAACCUAUCCCUGAAGAACCAGCCCACGGAUGAAGAGGUUAAGGAGAGGAGAUUGCUGCAGUAUAAAGUUAGUUCGGUGGAGGAACUUGUGGUGAAAUAUGGUACGGUAGGAAUUAAGGAGGCCAUUAGUAGAGUUUUGGGGAUGGGUGAUGUGGAUGGCACGAGACUGCCGCUCCGUGGAGGGAUACCUGGGGGCGAUAGGGAAUGGGAGAAUUGGAAAGAGGCGAUUGGUGAUUUGCAGGCUGUGGAGAAAUCUUUGUAG
This is a messenger RNA of Venustampulla echinocandica, 987 nucleotides long. RefSeq lists its product as uncharacterized. NCBI's taxonomy places the organism in Eukaryota, Fungi, Ascomycota, Leotiomycetes, Helotiales, Pleuroascaceae. Gene Ontology annotation, molecular function: 4-hydroxy-tetrahydrodipicolinate synthase activity. The coding region runs from base 1 to 987 and encodes 328 amino acids. The record is from RefSeq and is a predicted model, not a curated record. The transcript has 2 exons.